AUGGCAGCCGAAGGAAGACGAGGGAAAGGGCAGGAAGAAGCCCAGCAUACAAGCGAAGAACGAGGGGAAAGUGGAGCAGUUUUAGAAAUACUUAAAUGGAUGACAGAAAAAGAAGAAAAAGAGCGCCUCUAUAGAGAGGAGCAGGAUCGAAAGAGAGACGAGCAGUUUAUGCAACUAAUAGCCACACUUGGAAAAAAGCAAUCCGACAUAGAAGAGCAAGUAAAAGCACAAGAGGCGCAGCGAAAACAAGAGGAGAAGGCCCAGUUGGAGAAAAUUAUUCGUCUUCAGAAUGAAGAGCGGGAAGCCAGAGAGCGAGAAAGGGAGUAA
Rhopilema esculentum is the source of this 327-nucleotide messenger RNA. Lineage: Eukaryota; Metazoa; Cnidaria; Scyphozoa; Rhizostomeae; Rhizostomatidae. The record is from RefSeq and is a predicted model, not a curated record.